UGUCAAUGUCUUCUUGAUCAAGCAAAAUCAAUUAUUCCCGAUAAACCUCCAUUAACAGCUUCUUGCAAGCUCUGUGUUUGUUUAUCAGGGUCUAUUGAAAUCUUGUGAAAUGGGGAAGAAGAAACAUUUGGAUUGGACAAGUCGAUCGAUUACGUCGUCUGGAGAUGAUAAAGUUCCUCUAAUCAGAGAUAAAAAGAUAAAUGGUAAUGAUAUCGGGCCAUCAAAUGAUCCAGCAACUGAUCUCGAGCACGGAGAUGCAGUACAGGCAGCAAAUGUUGGGUUUUCCAGGGUUAUACUUUUGGCAAAGCCUGAUGCAGGAAGACUCAUUGUUGCUACUAUUGCAUUGUUGAUAGCUUCAACCUCCAGCCUGCUUAUUCCAUCAUUUGGUGGGAAGAUAAUUGACAUUGUGUCAAGAGAUACAAGGACUCCUGAAGAGCAAACCGAAGCUCUGAAUGCUGUUAAGGACACUAUACUAGCCGUUGUGUUGGUGGUGGUUGUUGGUUCAUUAUCAACAGCGAUCCGGGCAUGGUUGUUUUCUUCUGCUAGUGAAAGGGUUGUUGCUCGUUUGAGAAAGGAGUUGUUCAGCCACCUUAUGCAUCAGGAAAUAGCCUUUUAUGAUGUUACUCGAACCGGGGAACUACUAAGUAGAUUAUCCGAAGAUACCCAAAUAAUCAAGAAUGCUGCAACUACUAAUCUCUCGGAGGCACUACGAAACUUGACUACGGCAUUUAUUGGUCUUGGAUUCAUGUUCUCAUCUUCUUGGAAGUUAACAUUGCUGGCUUUGGUGGUUGUACCGCUAAUAUCUGUAGCCGUACGCUAUUUUGGAAGGUAUCUUCGAGAACUCUCACAUGCGACACAAGCUGCAGCCGCAGUUGCUGCCUCAAUUGCAGAGGAAUCUUUUGGGGCCAUUAGAACGGUGCGAUCAUUUGCACAAGAAUCUUAUGCGAUUUCAACCUACUCGGAAAAAGUUGAUGAGACCCUAAAGCUUGGGCUCCGACAAGCGAAAAUCACUGGUAUUUUUUCUGGUGGUAUGAGCGGAGCCUCAACGUUGUCUGUGAUCACGGUGGUGAUAUACGGGGCUUACUUGACUAUAACUGGCUCGAUGACUGCUGGUUCUCUUACGUCAUUCAUUCUCUACAGCCUCACUGUUGGCUCUUCCAUAUCUUCAUUAUCGGGAUUAUAUGCAACUGCUAUGAAAGCUGCAGGAGCAAGUAGGAGAGUUUUUCAGCUUCUAGACCGUGUAUCGAGCAUGGCCAAAGCCGGGAACCAAUGCCCUGUGGGCAAUCCGGAUGGAGAUGUUGAGCUAGAUGACGUAUGGUUUGCUUACCCAUCUCGGCCCAACGAUAUGGUACUUAAGGGGAUAACGUUAAAACUGAGACCUGGUUCCAAAGUAGCCCUGGUCGGUCCAAGUGGUGGCGGAAAGACCACCAUCGCAAAUUUGAUCGAACGGUUUUAUGAUCCGCUAAAUGGAAAGGUUUUGCUAAACGGGGUUCCGUUACCUGAAAUAUCACACGAGUUUCUACACAGAAAGGUGAGUAUAGUGAGCCAAGAGCCCGUUCUGUUCAACUGUUCUAUAGAAGAUAACAUUGCAUACGGGUUUGAUGGCAAAGCCAGCAGCUCGGACAUCGAAAAUGUUGCCAAAAUGGCAAAUGCCCACGACUUUGUGUCGUCUUUCCCAGAAAAAUAUCAAACGGUGGUAGGCGAACGUGGAUUGAGGUUGUCGGGAGGUCAAAAACAACGGAUAGCAAUUGCUCGAGCACUCUUGAUGAAUCCUAGAGUUUUGCUGUUGGAUGAAGCCACUAGUGCUUUGGAUGCCGAGAGCGAAUAUCUUGUUCAGGAUGCAAUGGACUCGUUAAUGCAAGGAAGGACCGUUCUAGUGAUCGCACACAGACUAUCGACCGUCAAGAGUGCCGACACUGUAGCCGUGAUAUCUGAUGGGCAAAUCGCCGAAAGUGGAACUCACGAUGAGCUUCUUAACAUGGACGGAAUUUACACUGCACUCGUAAGGCGACAAUUGCAAGUUCCCAAAAACGAAUCGUAGUUUUUGACCGUCAUGGCAACGGUAAGAUCCGAGGACCGAUUGUUUCAGAAGCAGCAAGAAACAACAUUUGCGUUGAAGGGGUUUUGUAUACUAUGAAAUUAUGAUGAUUUAGGCAAGCGGGAUUCAUAGAAAUGGCUACUAAUUGUUCAUGACCAAAUAGUCUAUGUAAUUGACAUGAUAAAAAACUUGCAUGUUUUUGGAAAUGAAACUGCGUGUUUGG
Molecule: messenger RNA, 2261 nt
Organism: Cynara cardunculus var. scolymus (artichoke)
Lineage: Eukaryota; Viridiplantae; Streptophyta; Magnoliopsida; Asterales; Asteraceae
Product: ABC transporter B family member 27-like
Exons: 17
Coding region: 110-2041 (643 amino acids)
Biological process (GO): transmembrane transport
Cellular component (GO): membrane
Molecular function (GO): ABC-type oligopeptide transporter activity; ATP hydrolysis activity; ATP binding
Source: RefSeq, a predicted model, not a curated record